Lodderomyces orthopsilosis Co 90-125 is the source of this 402-nucleotide messenger RNA. RefSeq names its product Rim1p (gene RIM1). Gene Ontology annotation, molecular function: single-stranded DNA binding. The coding region runs from base 1 to 402 and encodes 133 amino acids. The record is from RefSeq and is a predicted model, not a curated record. Lineage: Eukaryota; Fungi; Ascomycota; Pichiomycetes; Serinales; Debaryomycetaceae. The transcript has a single exon.
AUGUUGAGAGCCUUCACUAGAUCAUUCUCGUCCACCUUCCCCAAAAAGAACUUUGCCAACGGUCAAUUGUUUGGUAGAGUUGGAAAUGUGGACUUUAAAGAGUCAGCAAAUGGAGUCAAGUAUGUCAGGUAUUCCUUGGCUGUGAAUAAGUUUAGAAAAGGUGAUGAUGCAAUCACCGAUUGGUACAACAUCACCAUCUUUGAUGAAGAGGAAUUACAAAAAGCAGAAAAGGCAUUAAGAGUUGGAAACAAGAUGAUUGUUGAUGUAACCUUAAGACUUGACAAAUUUGAAGAUCCAGACACGAAGAAAGUUCAAACCAGAACUUCCCUCAUCCAAAAACAUGCUGAGAUUGUACAAUGGGGUAAGAGACCUGAUGAGGACAAAGCUGAGGCUACGGAAUAA